AGAAUUCAGAGGACUAAGAACCGAGCUGAUAAAGUAAAUAUUUUUAAGCAGUUUGUUGACUCAUGGAGGAAAUUUCAUGAUGCUCUACAUAAAAAUGACCCCAAGGCAACAGACUCUUUCUAUCCUGCAAUGAGACUUAUCCUGCCACAGUUGGAAAGGGAGAGAAUGGCAUAUGGAAUCAAAGAGACAAUGCUUGCCAAACUAUAUAUUAAAGUUCUGGGCUUGCCUAAAGAAGGUAAAGAUGCUUUGAAACUUUUAAAUUAUAGAACUCCUACUGGCUCAAAUUCUGAUGCUGGAGAUUUUGCUGCAAUUGCGUACUUUGUUCUUAAGUCACGGUGUCGAAAAGAUGGGAACUUGACCAUACAAGAUGUCAAUGAUCAGUUGGAUGCAAUAGCAAGCAACAAUGCAGCUAGAAAGAAGGAACUCAUAGAAAAAAGCCUUCUUCAUUUGAUUGCUAAUACAACUGCUCUAGAACAGAAGUGGCUGAUAAGAAUGAUUAUUAAAGACAUGAAACUUGGCUUUAGCCAGCAAACUGUGUUUUCCAUCUUUCAUCGUGAUGCUGCAGAACUUCACAAUGUUACCACAGAUCUUGAGAAAGUGUGCGUUCAACUACAUGACCCCAGUGUAUGUCUCAGUGAUGUUUCCAUCUCCAUGUUUUCUGCUUUCAAACCCAUGCUUGCUGCAAUUGCCAAUAUUCAACAAAUAGAAAAACAGAUGAACCACCAGAGCUUUUACAUUGAAACAAAGCUUGAUGGGGAGAGAAUGCAGUUGCACAAAGAUGGUGAUGUGUACAAAUAUUUUUCCAGAAAUGGAUUUGAUUACACUCAGCAGUUUGGCGCGUCUCCCCUUGAAGGCUCCUUAACACCAUUUAUUCAUAACGUGUUUCAUAUGGAUUUGCAAAAUUGUAUUUUGGAUGGAGAGAUGAUGGCUUACAAUCCAAAUACGAAGACAUUUAUGCAAAAAGGAAACAAAUUUGAUAUAAAGAGAAUGGUUGAUGAUUCCGAUCUCCAAACUUGUUACUGCGUGUUUGAUAUCUUGAUAUUUAAUAACCAGAAAUUAGCUCAUGAAACACUGAGAAAAAGGUAUGAUAUCCUUCAUGAAAUAUUUACUCCAGUUACUGGGAGAAUUCAUAUUGUUCAGAAAACAGAUGCUAGCACCAGAAAAGAGGUUGUGGAUGCACUAAAUGAAGCCAUUGAUAAUCGUGAAGAAGGUAUAAUGGUAAAAGACCCUAUGUCCAUUUAUAAACCAGAUAAACGUGGGGAGGGGUGGCUGAAGAUUAAACCAGAAUAUGUUAAUGGACUAAUGGAUGAGUUAGAUCUUCUAAUUGUUGGAGGUUACUGGGGCAAGGGCCAGCGAGGUGGCAUGAUGUCUCAUUUCUUAUGUGCUGUAGCUGAAACCCCAGCACCUGGAGAAAAACCAUCUGUUUUUCAUUCUGUUUGUCGCAUAGGCUCUGGCUACACAAUGAAAGAGUUGUAUGAUCUUGGUUUAAAGUUGGCUCCUCACUGGAAGGUUUACCGCAAGAGAGAUCCUCCUUCUGAUAUUUUAUGUGGAACUGAGAAGCCUGAGGUUUAUAUCCAACCUUGUAACUCUGUCAUUAUUCAGGUAAAGGCUGCUGAAAUUGUUCCCAGUGAUAUGUACAAAACGAACUGUACUCUUCGUUUUCCUCGAAUUGAGAAGAUCAGAGAGGACAAGGAAUGGUAUGACUGCAUGACCAUUGAUGACUUAGAACAAUUCAGAGAAAAGGCUUCUGGAAAAUUGGCUUCAAAGCACUUAGAUGUAAAUGAUCAACCACAGGAGAAAAAGCGGAAAAUUGCCCCUAAAAUUAGGAAGGUCAUAGGAGUGGUUUCACAUCUAAAAGCACCAGAUUUUUCUAACAUCACAAAACAGUCUAAUAUGUUUGAAGAUGUUGAAUUUUGCAUAAUGAGCGGAAUAGAAAAACAUUCAAAGGGUGACCUGGAGAGCAUGAUUGCUGCAUGUGGUGGUAUAGUUGUCCAAAAUCCUGGGCAAGAUACCUAUUGUGUCAUUGUUGGAGACACAAAUGUUCGAGUAAAGAACAUAAUUUUGUCAAAAAAAACAUGAUGUUGUUAGAGCAGCCUGGCUUCUUGAGUGUUUUGAAAGCAAAAUGUUUGUUCCUUGGCAGCCUCAGCAUAUGAUUCAUAUGUGUCCAUCCACCAAAGAGCACUUUGCCUCUGAAUAUGACUGCUACGGUGACAGCUAUUUCACAGAUACUAAUGAGAGGGAGCUGAAGGAGCUGUUUAGCAGAAUGCCUGACACUAAAGAAAAAAUUCCUCUGGACAUGAUUGCUGACUUAGAACAACGUUAUUCAUGGGAGGAGACUCUCCACAGUAUAUUUCGCCAAUGUGUUGUAUACAAUGAUAUGUUUACAACUAUUAGUGAUCCAGACACUAAAAUUCCAACUUCUAGUUUAAAUAUAACUGCAUUACAGCUACGAUUUCAUGGAGCUAAAGUGGUGAAUCAGCUUCAAGAAGGAGUUUCUCAUGUAAUUGUAAGUGAUGACAAGUCUCGAUUGCUAGAGAUGAAAGCUCAGAGGAGAACAUUUCAAAGAAAAUUUAAAAUUGUUUCAGUGUCAUGGGUUUUAGAUUCAUUGAAAAUGGGAAAAGUCCAGAUGGAACAAAAUUAUUUAUUGUAA
This is a messenger RNA of Staurois parvus, 2650 nucleotides long. NCBI's taxonomy places the organism in Eukaryota, Metazoa, Chordata, Amphibia, Anura, Ranidae. The record is from the annotation of a GenBank genome assembly.